This is a messenger RNA of Bradysia coprophila, 1832 nucleotides long. RefSeq names its product Troponin T, skeletal muscle (gene up). Gene Ontology annotation, cellular component: troponin complex. Gene Ontology annotation, molecular function: tropomyosin binding. Lineage: Eukaryota; Metazoa; Arthropoda; Insecta; Diptera; Sciaridae. Gene Ontology annotation, biological process: regulation of muscle contraction; muscle contraction; sarcomere organization. The record is from RefSeq and is a predicted model, not a curated record.
UCGUAUUUCGUUUCACAAAAUAAAUAUUUCAAUUCACCGAAUUCCCAACCCACUGGGCGCGAAAGUCAUCAACAACAUUUUAAUAUUAUAAAAAAAAAAUUAUUUCGGUCCAACACAAACAUAUGCAGAUGUUUUUCAUGUGUAAAUGUAGUCGCGUUUCCUAAAAAGCGAACGGCGAAAAUGCGAAGUUUAUCUGUUAUUACUAAGUUUAACACCGUUGUUAGUUCUAGUCUACCCGCAGCAUUGCUUCGACGACGUCAGCUGCCGGACUUUAAUAGAAUUUUCUUUUCGUUUUAGAAUUUAAAUCCUAUCCGCCAACAUGUCCGAUGAUGAGGAAUAUUCGUCCGAAGAGGAGGAGGAAGUCGUCGAGACUCAUAAUGAGUAAGCCCGCUGCAAAGAGCGAGGGAGAUGCCGGAGAUCCAGAAUUCAUUAAGCGUCAAGAUCAAAAGCGAUCGGACUUGGACGAUCAGCUUAAAGAAUACAUUAAUGAAUGGCGUAAACAGCGAGCAAAGGAGGAAGAUGAACUCAAAAAGUUGAAGGAGAAACAAGCCAAGCGUAAGGUUACUCGGGCCGAAGAAGAACAGCGUAUGGCUCAACGCAAGAAGGAGGAGGAAGAACGUCGUGUCCGUGAAGUUGAGGAGAAGAAACAACGUGAAAUCGAAGAGAAGCGACAACGUCUUGAAGAGGCUGAAAAGAAACGUCAAGCCAUGCUCCAAGCAAUGAAGGACAAGGACAAAAAGGGACCAAACUUCACCAUUCAAAAGAAAGAAGGUGCCCUUGGUCUUACCUCCACCCAAAUCGAACGUAACAAAACAAAGGAACAAUUGGAAGAAGAGAAGAAAAUUUCAUUGUCGUUCCGCAUCAAACCUUUGGAAAUCGAUAAUUUAGGCGAAAGCAAAUUGAGGGACAAGGCACAAGAACUCUGGGAAUUGAUCGUCAAGUUGGAAACUGAAAAGUAUGAUUUGGAAGAAAGACAAAAGCGCCAGGACUACGAUUUGAAAGAAUUGAAAGAAAGACAGAAACAACAACUUAGGCACAAAGCUUUGAAGAAAGGCUUGGACCCAGAAGCCCUUACAGGCAAAUAUCCACCAAAAAUCCAAGUCGCCUCCAAAUAUGAACGACGUGUGGACACCCGCUCAUACGACGAUAAAAAGAAACUCUUUGAAGGCGGUCUAGAAUUAUUCAACAAAGAAAUCGCUGAAAAAACUUGGAAUGAGAAGAAAGAUCAAUUUGGUGGACGCCAAAAAGCCAGACUUCCAAAAUGGUUCGGUGAACGGCCCGGUAAAAAGGCUGGUGACCCAGAAACACCUGAAGGCGAAGACGAAGUUAAGGCUGACGACGAUGCAUUGGAGGAUGAGGAAGAAGCUGAAGUCGAAGAAGUUGUCGAGGAAGAGGAAGAAGAAGAGGAGGAAGAAGAAGAGGAAGAGGAGGAAGAAGAAGAGGAAGAGGAAGAAGAAGAAGAAGAGGAAGAAGAAUAAAUGUAAUUUUCAAUUUAACAUUUAACAUUAAAACGAACAACCAAAUAUAAAUUAUUAAUAUUGAAAAUUUUUCGUUUUUUCCUUUUCUUCUACGGCUUUUUCAUUUUAGAUAACAAUUCUAAGGCUUUUAAAAAUUUUUGAAAUUUGCCUUUGUUAUUGUAUUUUUAAGCUUUGCCAUCGAAAUGAUCAAUUUGUAAUAAGUAAAAAGUUUUUCUUUUAUCAAACCAUCAUUAAAACAGCAAUAGAAAAAUGUUAAAUUAAAAUAAAACAAAAAAUUUGUUAAAAUUGUCUAAGUGAAAAAAGCAAAUAACAACGUAACUAUUCAGAAGGAAUAAAGAAAAUUCAUCUACAGUA